GCCCUCCCUGUCAACUUAAGAAGCUUUCCAGCACCGUGCAGGCUUUUAGAGGAACUCUUUGGCUCUGCAAACACAUGUUCUAAUCGUAUCACCAUAGAAAGCUGGAAGACUCAAGGAGAUCAAAAUGUCCAUCGCUCAGGCGGCGGCCAAGGCCAUGCUAUCUGAUGCCCUGCUGCAGGCCAGCCCUGGGAUAAACCGGAUCAGCCACCUGGAGCUGGAGCUUCCUCUGGACAAGGUCAUCAAGUUUGUGUCUGUGGGCCUUCCGCUGAUGCUGGUGUCCAUGGCCUUUGCCCGCGAGAUCUCCCUGGGGCCUCAGAUCAGCUGUUUCCCUCCCAGCAAUUUCACCAUCAAGCAGGCCAGCUACGUAGACACGUACUGCUGGGACUCUCUCAUGCAUCACGAAUUCGACAGCAAUGGUAACUUCGAGGAGCGCUCGCUCUGGGUACACAAAAUGUUCCCUUACUCUCUUCUGGCCAUGGCAGUGUUGAUGUACCUGCCGGCUCUGAUCUGGCGCCAGCUCGUCAUGCCCUCACUGGGCUCAGACCUGCUUUUCAUAAUCGAGGAACUGGACAAGUCGUACAACCGCUCAAUCCGAAUGGCUCAGAACAUUCUGGAUAUGCGCCAGAACACUAAGAACCCCCUCACAUUUCAGGCUGAACUGCAAAGGGCCAAGAAGAAGCGGUACUUUGAGUACCCUCUACUGGAGAGAUACAUGAAGUGCAAACAAAACUCCUAUUUCCUUGUUAGCAUGCUUUUCUUGCGGGGCUUCCUCCUCCUGACCUUCAUGACGGCUUCCUGUCUCUACCUGGCCUACUUCCACCUGUCUGCCUUCCUGCAGGACGAGUUCAGCUGCUUUGUGCGCACGGGCAUGCUGCGUGACCAGAACUGGGUUCCUGAACUGGUUCAGUGUAAAAUGAUUGGCCAGUUGGUUUUUCAGGUGAUAAGCGUGGCCAACGGCGCCAUCUACGUCCUGUUGGCUCCCAUUGUCCUCUUUAGCCUGAUUCGGCUUUUCGUUUGGGACACCACCUUCUUCUCCGUCUACGAGCUCCUCCCAGCCCUUGACCUCAUCAACCGCCGUAGACUAGGCUGCCCAUUGAACGACCUCAACGUCCUCCUGCUCUUCCUGCGUGCCAAUGUAGCUCACCUGAUGUCCUAUGGGAAAGUGAGGGCACUGUGCUCGUUGGCACCGCCACAGGUGGGCAACGCCACCGCAGGGCAGGGAUUGAACGCCAUGCUGACCCAAGAGGAGAUAGAAGAGCGUGAAGAGGCUGCAAUGGAGCUGGCGGAGGAGGUGGAGGAGGCCAAGGAAGAAGGGAAGCUCAACCUAGUGGAUAUCAUGACUAUUCUGGGAGCAGCACAGGGACGAGUGGUGAACUGCAGCGAGAAGAGGCCUCUGGUGGAGGAGAAUAUGAGUCUCGGUACCGUAACACUUAUCUACACACUCAAACGCAUUCUGCUAGUGGCUAUUUUUGUCUACAUCAUUUGGGAUGUACAGAAAAUUAUUAAGUGACCUCCAGACUACCAGAUACAGGCUCUGAAAAUGAAUAGCACGUGUUUUAAAUAAAAGGUAGCAUAAGCAGUUCUCACUGAACAGACACUGAAUACAGAAUGAGGUCAAACCUGAGGAGGCAGUUUGAGAAACAAAUUCAAAUCAAUUCAAAUAACAUUGUUUAGUAUUUUCUUUUCUCUCUAUUGUAUGUAACUGUAUUGCUUCUGCUUUCUUUAUGAAGCCAGACUGAACUGCCUAUAUUUCUAAAAGAGUCUUUGAAAAGCACUGGCUAAUGUAGAAGAGAUAGAACUGUGGUACUUCCUAGACCUAACCGCCCUCUCUAUCUCUUCACAGAGCCAAACCACCAGGGGUACCAUGAGUUGAAGGAGACUGCACCAUUUAGUCAUUACUAGGCCUCCUAUGGACUGAAUCAGUGUGAUAACAAUGGGGGGGGGUUGGUACAAUCUCUCAACAGUAGAUUUCCAAGAGUACUGUACCCACAAAGACUGUGGACAUCAAUCAAGGGUUUCUGUGGUCUGAAGACAAAAAACUAAAAAACCUCUUUUAGAAUUACAGGGCAGAUUGUUCUGGCUAGAAAUGUCAAUGGAUUUAGAGUUGUCAGUUUUUAGCAUGUAACUGCCAAAACCUUUUUCUUUCUGCCUCUUACUUUGGUCCCAUGUAUUUUUUAUUAUACAUUAUUAUUAUUCCUAGUGAUGGUUAGGAGUCAAAGGAGAACAUGCACGUGGAAUUGUCUGUUGUAAUUAUGGUGAGAGAAUAUAAAGUUGAGCAUCAUGACUUGGUUAGAUUGCACAUUUGUUCUGGGAGUAUGCAUAUAUGCAUGUCAUUUGAGAGGCAGAAAAAAUAUUGUUUUAGAACAUUUGUGUGAGUUAGUAAAGUGUAUUCUAUGUACUUCUAAAUAAACUGUGUGUGAUGUUUCUGUCAUCAAUAUCCCCA
This is a messenger RNA of Sebastes umbrosus (honeycomb rockfish), 2443 nucleotides long. RefSeq names its product pannexin 3 (gene panx3). Gene Ontology annotation, molecular function: channel activity. The record is from RefSeq and is a predicted model, not a curated record. The coding region runs from base 125 to 1510 and encodes 461 amino acids. Gene Ontology annotation, biological process: positive regulation of interleukin-1 production; monoatomic cation transport. The transcript has 5 exons. NCBI's taxonomy places the organism in Eukaryota, Metazoa, Chordata, Actinopteri, Perciformes, Sebastidae.